Colletotrichum fioriniae is the source of this 348-nucleotide messenger RNA. RefSeq lists its product as uncharacterized. The record is from RefSeq and is a predicted model, not a curated record. NCBI's taxonomy places the organism in Eukaryota, Fungi, Ascomycota, Sordariomycetes, Glomerellales, Glomerellaceae.
AUGUCACAGGACGGCGCCUUCGACAUCUGGCCAACAGUCUCCAAUCUUUCCGUCGCUCUGCACAGCCAGGACCACACUUCCCUCGCCAUUCAGAGGACUUCCGUCCCAGACGACAAAGUCGCCAAGGACAGUGGUCUCGGCCAGUACGUCCCCAGACCCUUCUGGCGCUCGAAGAUUGCCGUUCAGCCCGAGUAUCUCGUCAAACUUGAUGGCCUCUUUGUCCGUCAGCCCAGCGAAUUUUGCGACCCAAUGCGCCUCCUGGGCCAAGCCAUGGACUUUGGAGUCGCCUCUGACCGCAAGAGCGACAAGAACACCAGCAUCAAUAAGGAAUUGGGCAGGACUUGGUGA